GGAGGAACAGCUGCAGCAGCCGCGGCCAGGCCGGGACCGAGCAGGGAGGAUGGCCGGGGGGCUUCUCCCGGGGCUGCUUUUCAUCUUGCACGCCGCGGCUCGCCUGGCCGCCGAGCAAGAAGUUGAAAACCUCUCCGGGCUCUCCCCUAACCCCGAGAAGGACAUCUUCGUGGUGCGGGAAAAUCGGACGACGUGUCUCAUGGCCGAAUUCGCCGCCAAGUUCAUCGUGCCCUACGACGUGUGGGCCAGCAAUUAUGUGGACCUGAUCACGGAGCAAGCCGAUAUCCCGCUGUCACGGGGCGCCGAGAUGAAGGGCAAGUGCGGCACGAACGAGUCAGAGCUGGAGCUCUCCUGGCUGGACCAAGCGUACACCCUCAAACUCUCCUUCCUGAAGGAGGGGCACAACACGUCCCGAGGACCGGAGGCGUCCUGGAGGCUCAGCCGGAUCCAGUUCACCUACGACAGCUCCGAGCGCACCUACUUCAAGGAUGCCGUCAGCCCCGGGAAGUACACGGCCAGCUCGCACCGCCUCUCGGCCCUGGUGACCCCUGCAGGGCGCUCCUACGAGUGCCAGGCACAGCAGACCAUCUCCCUCGUCUCCAGCGACCACCAGAAGAACGUGCAGCUCCUGCUGUCCGAAGUGCGGCUCCAGCCCUUCGACAUCCCUGCGGAUUUUGUCUUCAGUGAAGAACACAAGUGCCCGGUGGACCAGAGGGAGCAGCUGGAAGAAACCCUGCCCCUGAUCCUGGGGCUGAUCCUGGGGCUGGUUAUCGUCAUCACCCUCGGCAUUUACCACAUCCACCACAAGCUGACAGCCAGCCAGGUGCAGAUCCCUCGGGACAGAUCUCAGUACAAACACAUGGGAUAGGGAGCAGCACUGAGCAAUCCGAGCAUUUAUCAGGUAGAAAAAGCAAAAGCACUUUUUUCUGUGGAUGAGGAAAGGGUCUGGGGGGGGCAAGGGAUGGUAUUCACAGCACCUAAUCCUGAGUAUUUCCAGGAGACACUCAGGCUAAGGCUUGGCUUUAACACAGACUCUGUAAGAGAUUCAGUGUCUGUAGGUGGUUUGAAUACCUUCUUUAAGCAGCUGGGCUGAUCAUCUGGAAACAGAAAUGCUUCACAUGUCAGAGUUUCACACUGGGAGCACAAUUAGCUUUCUUGUUUUAUUUGUCUUUAUCCCUUUUUCCCAUCUCAAGAGAUUCUUACCUUCCCCUGCAUCCCUUUGGGGGAUUCAGCCCUCUGUGUUCCUUGCCCAUGCAGGAAGCAGGGCUGGGAGACAGAGCCAUUGCACAGGGUUCAUUCAGGCCCUCUAAUGAAGGGACUCAAACCACAUCCCUAAAUUUGCACUUAUGUUUAAGAAAAGCAUGGAGGUAAAUGGAGGUAUGCUUUGGGGGAAAAAAAAUUAAAAAUCCAAGGUCAGUAACUCCAGUGGAGCAUAUCACAGCUGUGGAGCUGACCCCACACUUGAAACUGAGUGAGGAAAGUUUGUUUUUGCUUCUUGAGCCACAUCUGAACUAAACUUAGAAAAAAAAAAAAAGGAAAAAUAAAAAAAAAAAAAGAAAAAAAGUAUUGAUACACAAAUUAUAAAGUGCCGUGCUACUGCAAGUCAACUGAGAAAUGCUUCUGGCUGGGCAUCCUGCACGUAUUGUGAUUGUGGUUGAGAUGUUACAUUGCUACCUGCAACUGAUAAUUUUCACACCAAAAAAAAAGAUAAAAAGAAAAAAGUAAUGUUAAAGUUACUAUGCAGAUUAUUCAGGUAUAAUCUAAUGUAACAGAAAAAAAAUAAGGGAAC
Sturnus vulgaris (Common starling) is the source of this 1789-nucleotide messenger RNA. It is a transcript of the gene LAMP5, whose product is annotated as lysosome associated membrane protein 5. Gene Ontology annotation, biological process: establishment of protein localization to organelle. The record is from RefSeq and is a predicted model, not a curated record. NCBI's taxonomy places the organism in Eukaryota, Metazoa, Chordata, Aves, Passeriformes, Sturnidae. Gene Ontology annotation, cellular component: plasma membrane; late endosome membrane; lysosomal membrane.